Micropterus salmoides (largemouth bass) is the source of this 2077-nucleotide messenger RNA. Its product is annotated as fucolectin-1-like. NCBI's taxonomy places the organism in Eukaryota, Metazoa, Chordata, Actinopteri, Centrarchiformes, Centrarchidae. The record is from RefSeq and is a predicted model, not a curated record. The transcript is spliced from 5 exons. The coding region runs from base 1 to 936 and encodes 311 amino acids.
AUGAAACACAGCUCGAUCCUGCUUUUGCAGCUCCUUCUGGGGACAUGCUCAGCUUACACCUAUCAAAACGUGGCCUUGCGUGGAAAAGCGACCCAGUCAAACAGUUUAGAGCACGCAUUGGGAUCUGCCUACAAUGCUAUUGAUGGAAACCGUAAUUCUAACUACCCAGCUGGAUCAUGCACCCACACUAUUGGACAGACCAACCCCUGGUGGAGAGUGGACCUGCUGGAGUCCUACAUUGUCACUUCUGUCAUCAUCACCAACAGAGGAGACUGCUGUCCUGAAAGGCUCAACGGGGCAGAGAUUCACAUCGGCAACUCUUUACAAGACAAUGGUGCUGCAAACCCAGUGGUUGGUGUGAUUUCCCAUAUUCCAGCAGGCAGAUCUUUAAAAAUGGCUUUCACCACAUUGGUGGAGGGACGUUAUGUGACUGUGAUUGUACCUGGUUCAGGAAAGUACCUUACACUCUGCGAAGUUGAAGUCUAUGGGUACCGUGCCCCAACCGGGGAGAAUCUGGCACUCCAAGGAAAAGCUACACAGUCGUCACUGCAUUCUAUAGGCAUUCCAUAUAAUGCCAUAGAUGGCAACCGUGCCAGCAACUGGAAACAGGGCUCUUGUACUCACACAAGCAAAGAAUUAAACCCCUGGUGGCGACUGGACCUGGGCAAAACCCAUAAAGUGUUUUCUGUUAAAAUAACCAACUACAAAAAUUUUUCCUUACGACUUAAUAGGGCUGAGAUCCGAAUUGGAGAUUCUCUUGACAACAAUGGCAACAACAAUCCCAGGUGUGCUGUGAUCUCAAGCAUCACUGGAGGUUUCACCGCAAACUUCCCAUGUAACGGAAUGGAUGGUCGCUUUGUUAACAUAGUCAUUCCUGGAAGAGCUGAGUAUCUGAGCUUGUGUGAGGUGGAGGUGUAUGGCUCCAGACUGGAUUAGGUCUGAGGAUUUUUAAGAUUUAUAAUAAGGCCAUUUCACAUUGCAGCUGAUUACAUGAUUCUCUUGUACAGACCCACGUUGUCAUAGCUUAUGCUUCACUGGGGGUCACCAGGGGUCUUUGAGGAGGUCACAGCCAGUUCCCAGCUAAAAGGGGAAUCAUAUAGGGUUAGGUACCCUAACCCUUAUUUUCACUAUAAUUCCAUCCAUGAGUAACACAGUGACAGAACGUAUGACUAUUUUGAUGAUGGGUUUCAUACACUUUCUGUAAUAAAACUUCAAAAAGCCCAAAUCCUAUCAGAUGGGCAAUCCUGGGACAAAAUCUCAUCAAAUGGGGGUCAGUGGUCUAAUUUGUGGCAGUUUAGCAGUCCUUGACGUGAAAAACCACUGGCUUAAAGCAUAUAUUAAAGUUGCAUUAAUACAUUUUACCACUAGGUGAAAGAAUGACUCAUUUGGAGUCGUUUUAUGUCAGCCUGAUCCAACCUGUCUCCUUUCACCUCUGGUAUGGCAUCCACCACUUAGAAGAAUAUCUGGUUCUUUAGCUACCAGAUGUUCCACUUUGAUCAUCAGCUUAGCUGCUAACUUUGACUUCUGCUUUGUGCUGGUAGCAUACAGUGGGUUUUCACUGAAAGCAGCCUGUCUUGAUAGGAGCUAAGAAAUGAACCAUACAUUUGUGUAAAAAAAGAGCUAUGUUGGUGAUGAUUGUCUGUGUUUUUGUCACUAUGAAAGACACCCUGGACAUUACACAUAAUUGUCUCCUUCUGUCCUAAUGAUUUUGUUUGUGCUUGCUUGUGAUAUCAAUCCUUUAUUUGAUGUUUGUUUAUUUUCAUAUAUAUACUUCUGUUCAUAUUUGAUCUUUUUGCGUUUGAUUUCUAUUUAUUUUAUCCCUUAAAUGAACCUAUUAGUUAUUUACAUAUUUAUUUGUUUGUUGUAUUUUAUUUUUGCUGUCAAGCACCUUGCAUUGCAUUUAAGCACAAAAUGUGCUAUGUAAAUAAAGUUAGAUUGAUUGAUUAAUUGAAUAAUUUUACUGUAAAUGGGUUAUGCUACAUGAGAACGAUUUUGUAAGACGUCCAACUACGUCAGAAAUCAAAAGUAUUUAUAUUUAUUCAGAUCAACCAUACCUGAAGGCAGGGUGAAAAGUCGG